AUGCCGGAAGAACAGAAGGAGAAUAAAAUUGAUAACGAGCAACCGCAGUUGCAGGCAAAUGCAAAGAACACUGGGAAGCGGCCUAACAAUGAAAUGGAUGCAGAGAAUGAAAAUGUUUGCCCCAAAAAACGCAAUUGCUCAGCUCCGGAUCCGCUAGCCAAAAAGGAACAGAAUGCAGAAGUCUUGGUCAAGCAGGAAAAUAUUCUAAAAUCUGACUUGGCUAACAUAAACAAGAAUAUAUUUCGAAUAUGUGCCAAACUGCUGAACGAUUCAAAUCAGCACAAGCAUCAGUAUGUAGAAGAGAUGAUUAAACUAUUUAGCUCAGAGAAGGACUUAACUAAGCGCACAGCCACCGUCGCCUAUGCCUUAAAGCGCUUGAUACGCUGCACCGGUGCCGACAACAUGGGCAUGGUGGUUCAAGCCGCCGGGUAUAUAAGGUCCAUAUUUGACGUUGUGCCUGACCUCAAUCCGAUUGACAUGGUGGCUUUGAUGAAACAUGAACUGCCAUGUAAUGGCAGCCAGAAGGGCAAGGAGGAGUCUCUCGCCGGCGUUGGACAAUUGAUUACCGUUUUGUCCUUCAUGAAGAGCAAAUAUUUUGUGGAGCCAUCAACAGAACUACUACUAACGUUCAUUCCAGUAUUGGCUUCUCACUUAAAUGGACGCGAGUAUCUGACAUCAAUGUGUGCCGACAUUUUGGGUGAAUUGUUUGAUUUUAUGGAUGUGUCAACCUUCGGGACUUCCGUUUGGAGCGUUGUGAAGCCAGCGCUAAAUAUGCCCAUAACGGCGCACAAGCAGUACACCUGUGAUCUAUUACUCAAAGUCCAUGUUAUGUACCCAACGGUGUUGUCUCUACCGGAGCUGGAGGGCAUACUGUGGCGCAAUCAGUCGCCGCAAUAUGAGCAGCUAUUCGCUUUGUACAUGAACCCACCCACAAUAUUCAAAUAUGCCACAUAUAAAUUAGGUCAUUUUCUGUCUGCAUGCAGCAAUGAGCAGGCAUUGGAAGCUUGGAUGAAGUUUGUUGACGAAAAGCUGCCGACUAAUAACAUCGCAGAGAAAUGCCUGAUAUUGAGCACUUUAACUGGUAUAGUCUCUCAUGUGGGUCACAAGCCCGAGGCUGAGUCUCGUGUCCAGCUGAAAAAAGUAUUUGGCUCGAAGCCAUUGGUGGCCAUGAUGAUUGAAGAACUUAAGGAUGUAAAAAAGAAUGCUACCAAAAAGAAAAGUUUGAGCAACAACAAGAUGGAUUAUUUCUGCCAUCGAUUGCAGACUUCAAUGGCUAUAUGUUUGGAGCACAUAUUGCAAAAGGAUGACACCAAGCUUGAAAUUCUGCGUCCCAUGCUGGAGCAGGAACUGAAUCUGGAUUCAAUUUCACUAAAGCCGCAAUUCAUUUGUGUCCCGUUCGGCUGUCUGUCUACGGAGGGAUUGGAUCAUAUUUAUGAUUUCUAUUUUCACAAAUUCACAAGUAACAAUGAAGAAAUGAAAUCAUCGGAUCGUGUGCUUUGCCUUAAGAAAAUGCAAAAUAUCGCACAUUCGAAGCGCGAUGAGCACCUAGCUUUUCUAUAUAAGGCUGCACUUUUCAAUCUCAACGAUAAACUGAAGAAGUGCACAGCCGCCGAUGCGUCAGUCUUCAGUCGUCAGGCAGCCUCACUUUGCGAGGAGGCCGUGUUCAACUGUCUCGUCCACAAGCUUAGUGGUAAUAAAGUGCAGUUGAAAAAUUUAAACAAAGUGCUGCGCACACUUCUGUUGGAGAUUUCACGCUAUUCAUUCAAGCCAGGCAACGAGUCGAAGCUGCGCAUUGAGCUCACUCCUGAACUGCGCACGUCAUGGGAAAACGUGCUAAAGAUUGUGAAAUCGGAUCCGAUUAAGCAAAAAGGAAUCAAGACAUAUGGUUUAAUUUUCGAUACGCUCCUCAUGUUCGUUGCCGCCGCAACUUUGCUCAAGAAGAGCACCAUAGACUUGGAUAUUAUUGAUGACUUGGUGAUUUGCAAGGAGAAUGCAAUCAAGUCCAAGUCGCAGGCUGAUGAGUCCAGUCCCAAAUGGCAGUCGGUCGUCACAGAUGUUUUGAUUCAAUUAUUGCUCCAAACGGGCAACUAUUGGCGUCAAUUUAUAAAUUCGAUCAGCGUUGUGUUGAUGCCGUACCUGGAGAAGGAUAAUUUGAAGCAGAUCUUGGACUUUGUCGAUGUCGAUAAAAAUCCCUUUGAGGACAGUUCUGACGGUGACGAUAACGACGACGACGAUGCCGAUGUCGACAACGACGACGACGACGACGAUGUCGACAACGACCAAGACGAGGAGGAGGAUGAUGAUGAGGAUAAGGCAUCUGCUACUGAAAUCGAGGAAGUGCGCGAAAGAGUCCGCAAAGCCCUACUUGGUGAACCAAACAGCAAUGAUGACAAUGAUAGCAUUGACUGGAAUGACGUAGACGAAGAGGAGGGCGAACGGCUCAACAAGGCACUGGAAGCCGCCUUCCAGAUGAACAGAAAGUCCAAGGGCAACAGCCAACAGGGCAAGGGCUCGAAGAAGCGUCCACCCAAGUCGGUACGCAUCACUGAAACCACAUUGCUGCACUUGCGCGUGCGGGUUUUCGAUCUAGUGGAGGAAUUUGCCAAAGCGCAACCGAAACAGGAGAUUAUACUGGACUCAAUGGCCUGCAUUCAGAAGAUCUUCAAUAAGUGCAGCAAGGAGGUCAAGUUCAAGCCUCUGAUUGACGCCGCCAAAAGAGUGAUGCGCCAGUUGACGAAACAGGAUAUUGUCUUCGAGACACCUGAUGAGGAUAAGACACCGCUAGUCGAUUACAUUAAGAGCCUGCUUGAUCAGCUGGGACAGAAAUCGAAAACCCCACUCGAUGACGUGACUAAAUUGACAUACUGCUCGAUCGCUCAUUUAGUGAGUCAAUUCAACGAUAUGGAAGUGACUGAUACCCCCGUUUGGACACUUAUUAAUGACGCUGCUAUAAAUUGGUCCAGUCAUCGCAAUAGCAAAUACACGUUUGAAUUAUUCAACGUCAUCCUUUGCAGUAAAUGGAAGGGUAUUCCUCAACUUAUGAUCACCUUCUCCGCGCAAAUCCCCCUCACCUCGACAAAUACCAGGCGCCGCGAACAAAUUAUCGAACUGAUACUAAAACAUUACCGUCGAGCAUUUAACAAACCGGAAAACUUGGAGUUUGCACGUAUUAUCCAAAAAAACAUCGCCGACUUUAAGCCAGAUUCAGGACAUACAGGUUUCUAUAAGCUACGCGAAGCGUUUAAGAAGCUAUUCUCUGAAGUUUAA
Messenger RNA from Drosophila navojoa, 3267 nucleotides. It is a transcript of the gene Mybbp1A, whose product is annotated as MYB binding protein 1a. The record is from RefSeq and is a predicted model, not a curated record. Gene Ontology annotation, cellular component: nucleolus. NCBI's taxonomy places the organism in Eukaryota, Metazoa, Arthropoda, Insecta, Diptera, Drosophilidae. Gene Ontology annotation, biological process: regulation of DNA-templated transcription. Gene Ontology annotation, molecular function: sequence-specific DNA binding; transcription corepressor activity; RNA binding.